UUCAACUGUCACUGUUUAUCACUCUUUUCCACUGGAAAAGGAAGAAGAAGAAUACGUAUCAAGGCUGAUAAUCAAUUUCUGCUCAAUCGUUUGACGAAAAACUUCACAAAAUCUGCCGAUUUGGGCUCGAAUCAUCAUAUUUUCGUGAAAGUACAACCGAAACAAGCCAUCCAGACGUCAAAUAUGAUUCGUUUCAUCCUUAUUCAGAACCGUGCGGGGAAAACCCGUCUGGCGAAGUGGUAUAUGAAUUUCGACGACGACGAGAAGCAGAAACUGAUCGAGGAGGUGCAUGCCGUUGUAACGGUCCGCGAUGCCAAACACACGAACUUCGUCGAAUUCCGCAACUUCAAGAUCGUUUAUCGACGGUAUGCGGGUUUAUAUUUUUGCAUUUGUGUGGACGUGAACGACAACAAUUUGUGCUAUCUGGAGGCUAUCCACAAUUUUGUCGAGGUGCUGAAUGAAUACUUCCACAAUGUGUGCGAGCUGGAUUUAGUAUUCAAUUUCUACAAGGUGUACACCGUGGUGGAUGAGAUGUUCCUUGCAGGCGAGAUCCGGGAGACGUCUCAAACCAAAGUACUGAAACAGCUGCUAACGUUGAACUCGCUCGAGUAAAAAAGCACUCAAGCUGGGGGACCCUUAAACGGCCACCACCGUAUUCUAAGCUAUAUUGUUUAAUGAAGUGCAAAACGCGGCACUUCAUACUAUUGACAAUUUAUUCCAUAUUACGCAAUAUUAGCCAUGUAUAAGAUACAGGAAUACCCGCAACAAUUUCUAAGAGAUAGCAUCAGGUCGAUGCAAUUUGGAAGUAUACAUCGCAGGAUGAAUAUUGAAUCAAAACUUUCUGCUUUCUAGUGAAUCUCGUCUCACCACUCUCGCGCAAGCAACAUACCAUACCCAUCAUGAAAGCUGCCAUUUGAAUGUUACACACAAAAACAACAACUGAAAUGACUACAGUGGGACAGGUCGCAUUCUUAGUUUUUGUACAUACCGUACUAAGUUCCAUGCUCCAUGACGCCGUAAGCUCCCAUACACGAUGAAUUACACGGGUCCAAAGAUAUUAAGUUAUUUCGUUUCGUCCCUCGAUUUACUAACUGUACCAUCGACGCUUCAGUCAAGGACAAGCUACUGUGCAUUCCUUGUUACGUAACAAAAAAAAUGUUAAUAAACAAUUGUCGUACUGUUUACACAUCGUUAUAUUAAGAUCAUUCGGCUUCGUUUUGUUGUGAAAAAUUUAAAUCGUAGAACGAUGUGACCAUGAACGAAUGAAAGAAGGCGAUAUAACAGUGAGGAGUCAAAUACGAAGAACAACGGAGAGUUUCUACCCGGUGUGUCACGUGUUCGCCAUCGGAGCAGAAAUUAAAUGAAGCGUAUUUCGACAAGCGGUUAGUCAGACACGGGAUACGACAAAGACACUCAUACAAAAUCUUGAUUGUAACGUUUUUUUCUCACGUCAUUGUAUAUCUACAAUUACUGUGUAAAGAUUAUUAGCGAGUAAUAAAUCGUAUGCUAUAAGACUAA
Molecule: messenger RNA, 1518 nt
Organism: Toxorhynchites rutilus septentrionalis
Lineage: Eukaryota; Metazoa; Arthropoda; Insecta; Diptera; Culicidae
Gene: AP-2sigma
Product: AP-2 complex subunit sigma
Exons: 3
Coding region: 184-612 (142 amino acids)
Biological process (GO): intracellular protein transport; clathrin-dependent endocytosis
Cellular component (GO): membrane coat; intracellular membrane-bounded organelle; AP-2 adaptor complex
Molecular function (GO): clathrin-cargo adaptor activity
Source: RefSeq, a predicted model, not a curated record